Messenger RNA from Eimeria tenella, 1670 nucleotides. Its product is annotated as NEK kinase, putative. The record is from RefSeq and is a predicted model, not a curated record. The annotation marks the transcript as partial. The transcript is spliced from 5 exons. Gene Ontology annotation, molecular function: protein kinase activity; ATP binding. Gene Ontology annotation, cellular component: spindle microtubule; spindle pole centrosome; spindle midzone. Gene Ontology annotation, biological process: mitotic spindle organization; regulation of cytokinesis; protein phosphorylation. Lineage: Eukaryota; Apicomplexa; Conoidasida; Eucoccidiorida; Eimeriidae.
AUGGCCACUGGCCGCACGCCCUUUGCUGCAGCGCAGCACCUGCAGCAGCUCCGCCGCUGCGUCGCCCGCGGGCCCAAGCUCCCCAUUCCCGGGUUCUCCCGCGGGUUCAACGACCUGGUGGCCGCGCUGCUGCAGCACGACCCCGCCAGGAGGCCCUCGGCCUUGGAGUGUAUGGGCUUUUCCAUAUUCCGCCCGCUCGCAGCAGCAGAGCAGCGCGCCUUGCCGCCCCACUGCAGCAGCAGCAGCAGCAGCAGCAGCAGCAGCGGCGGGGGCGCAGGCAGCCACGCAGCCCUCUCCACCAUCGCAGAAGAAGACGAAAACGAAGACCCCCAGACAAGCCACUACCAGGACUGCAGCAGCAAACUGCAGCAGCAGCAGGAAGAGGUGAAGGCCCACUCCCCGCUGCUGCAGCAACGCCCUGCUGCUGCUGCUGCCUUCAACGGGGCUGUUCUGCGCAGGCCCUCUUACGGGGCCCCACAGCUGCACACGGAGCGGCCCCACGCCCCGUUUUCCCUGCAGCAGCAGCAACAGCAGCUGUGGCAGCAGCAGCUGCAGCAGCACCAGCAGCAGCAACAGCAGCUGCAGCAGCAGCAGCAGCAGCUGCAGCAGCAGCUGCAGCAGCGCGUAGCAGGCCGCCCCAGUAGAAGCGGCGCUGCGAUCUACAGGCGAGGCCUGGAAGCAGCAGAAGAGCCCACAUCCUCUCUAGAACCAACAGCAGCAGCAGCAACAGCGGCAGCAGGAGCAGCAGCAGCAGCACCUCGCAGUUCGUUUCUGCCCUUCUCCGGACGCACCCAGAGGCAGAGUGAGCUGCUGCUCUUGCAGCAGCAGCAGCGGCAGCAGCAACAGUUGGACCUACAGCAAGAACAGCAACAGCAGCAGCUGAAGCAGCAGCAGCUGCUGCUGCAAAAGCAGCAAGAGGAACUGCGACAGCAGCAACAGCUGCUGCUGCAGCUGCAGCGCCAGAGAGCUGCUGCUGCUAAACAGGAAAGAUGGCAGAGGGCCUCCCCCACGUCUGCAACAGCAGACUCGUCCUUGCUGCUGCAACAGCAGCAGCAGCAGCAGCGCAUUCAUCGUUUGGCUCGCGAGUGCAGAACAAGGGAAACACCAACGGCUGCUCCAGCACCAGCUGCAGCUCCUCACACAGCAGCAGCAGCAGCAGCUGCAGCAGCUGCAGCAACAGCAGCAGUGGAGCCAGUUCCUCCUGCUGCUUCUUUCCAAGCCCCAAGCAGCAUGCAGCGGCAUCUCCGCCGCCAGCAGCAGCUGCAGCAGCUGCAGCAGCUCCAGCAGCAGAGUGGGGACAGCGCGCUGCGAAGCAGGUCACCUGUCAGCCCCGUCAGUGCAGCAGCAGCAGAGAGCAGCACACUGCGGCGCACCAGCAGCAGCAGCAGCAGCAACAUGUGGGGCGCAGCCAAGUACCCGGCUCCCCAGGUAGCAGCAGCAGCAACAGCAGCAGCGGCAGCAGCCCGUUGUAGCUUUUCCAAAGUCCCACGGGCCACAGGAUAUCUCGCAUCAAAAGAAGCCUCAGCAGCAGCAGCAGCAGCAACGCCAGCAGCAACAACCAUCCGGGCGUCCUCACCUUGCCUCUAUCAGGGGACUUCCCGCUGCAGUAGCCAGUUUGCUGCUGCUGCUGCGGCUGCUGCUUCAGCAGGGACGCCGCGGGGGUCUCUUAC